Hylaeus volcanicus is the source of this 1188-nucleotide messenger RNA. RefSeq names its product low-density lipoprotein receptor-related protein 8-like. The record is from RefSeq and is a predicted model, not a curated record. Gene Ontology annotation, molecular function: protein binding. Lineage: Eukaryota; Metazoa; Arthropoda; Insecta; Hymenoptera; Colletidae. Bases 589 to 1188 code for a protein of 199 amino acids. The transcript is spliced from 4 exons.
UUUUUAGAGAAGCCACUUGUUUUCUUUUAAAGGACACGUUCUUCGCUAAAUCGUGACCAGUACGCUUUUGAAUUCGAACCGAUCUCAGCGACAGCGAAACUAAAGAUGAACAAAUUCUUCGUAAACGUCGGCAAAAUUUAAUUUUUAUCUCGCUGAACACGAACUUGCUUAAUGUUUUUUUUUUUUUGUAUAUAAAACUACAACAAAUCUGUGUAUUCGUCGACAAGACGCACAUCAUGUAAGCACGUUCAAGCUAACAUCAUCUCCGGAUAAAUCGUUUGAGAUUAGCUUGUAAAAUAUCUGAAUCUUGUCCAUUUGCAUUAUCGCCAACAUUUAGUUAACGAAUGGUAAUAAUUUAUACUUUUUUUUUCCUCAGCUGAUGGCAGCGAAUGCGGUAGCAACAGUUUCAGAUGUCUCGACGGUACUUGCAUACCAGCCACCUUAGUCUGCAACUAUCAAAAAGACUGCGAAGGUGCAGAGGAUGAGUUCCAAUCAUGCUCGCCACCCGACUGCGAGGCUGGACAGAUCACCUGUGGCCAGUACAUUUUCAAUAAGACUUAUUGUAUACCUCCGCAUCAACGAUGCGACAUGACAGUCGAUUGCGUCGACGGAACCGACGAAGCUGGAUGUAAUUAUAGGAAAUGUCAGCCAGAUGAUUUCCGGUGCGGUGGAACCACGCCGGAGCUCUGCAUUCCAAAGGAGAAGAAAUGCAAUGGAUAUCUGGAUUGUCGAAACGGUAGGGACGAGGAGAAGUGCGACAAUGCCAAACCAGCCUGUCGAUUGGAUCAGUUCAGGUGUAACUCCACCCAGCGUUGCAUCGAACAGUCUGCCAGGUGCAAUUACAAGGACGACUGCGGGGACAACAGCGACGAGGAGAACUGCGUGUUUCAGCUAUGCACGAUCAACCAAUUCAGGUGCGCGAACUCGAUGUGCAUACCCAAAUCGUACCAUUGCGACGGCUACAAGGAUUGCCACGAUGGCUCCGAUGAGAAGUCAUGCACAGUGACUGUAUGUCCUGGGAACAAGUUCAUAUGCCCGAAAGGAGCACCCGAUGGCAAACCGCUUUGCAUCGAUCGCUCUCAGCUCUGCGAUGGGAAACCCGACUGUGAGGACGACGCGGACGAAGAAGCUGCUUGUUGUAAGCACCCUUUUGUUUUAUCUUGUCUCUCGUGUAGAGUUGGGAACUAA